AGGUGCGCGCGUGGCUCCCGCUGCGCAGGAACAGCUGGUGCCUCUGAGGGCAGCCGGGGAGCGGGCGGGCGUUGGGUGCGGGUGGCCGGACGGGCCACGCUGCAGGAGCAGCAGCCGCCGCCGCCUCUGCCUUGCACCACUGCACCAUGUCCGGGCAGCUGGAGCGUUGCGAGCGCGAAUGGCAUGAGCUGGAGGGAGAAUUUCAGGAAUUGCAGGAGACACACAGGAUCUACAAGCAAAAGCUGGAGGAACUGAGUGCACUGCAGACUCUGUGCAGUGGUUCCAUCAGUAAGCAGAAGAAACGCCUCAAGGACCUGAAGCACACGCUCCAGAGGUACAAGUGCCAUGCCAGUCGGGAGGAGGCAGAGCUUAUUCAGCAGAUUGCUACCAACAUCAAGGAACGGCAGAAUGUCUUCUUUGACAUGGAGGCCUAUCUGCCCAAGAAGAACGGGCUGUACCUGAAUCUGGUGCUCGGCAAUGUGAACGUGACCCUCCUCAGCAACCAGGCCAAGUUUGCCUACAAGGACGAGUAUGAGAAGUUCAAGCUUUACCUGACCAUCAUCCUGCUCCUGGGUGCUGUGGCAUGUCGAUUUGUGCUCCACUACAGGGUGACUGACGAGAUCUUUAACUUCCUGCUGGUGUGGUAUUACUGCACCCUGACGAUCCGGGAGAGCAUCCUCAUCAGCAACGGCUCAAGAAUUAAAGGCUGGUGGGUGUCUCACCAUUACGUCUCCACGUUCCUGUCUGGAGUGAUGCUGACCUGGCCUAAUGGACCGAUUUAUCAGAAGUUCCGAAAUCAGUUUUUAGCAUUUUCAAUUUUUCAGAGCUGUGUCCAGUUCCUACAAUAUUAUUACCAGAGAGGCUGCCUCUACCGGCUGCGGGCCCUAGGGGAAAGGAAUCACCUGGAUCUCACUGUGGAAGGCUUCCAGUCCUGGAUGUGGCGCGGCCUCACCUUCCUCCUGCCUUUCCUCUUCUGUGGCCACUUCUGGCAGCUCUACAAUGCAGUCACGUUGUUCGAGCUCUCCAGCCAUGAGGAAUGCAGAGAAUGGCAGGUGUUUGUGCUGGCGCUCACGUUCCUCAUCCUCUUCCUCGGCAAUUUCUUGACCACACUCAAAGUCGUGCACACCAAACUCCAGAAGAACAGAAACAAGACCAAGAAGGCUUGAGCCUCAGACUCCUGUGCCCCUUGAGCUCCUGGACUUUGAGACUGCUGGGGAGCCCGGUGGCACCUGGGCUGCUGAGUGCCUCCAGGAGUGCCAGGCUAUAGCCAUCUCAGGGGCCAGUGGCAACACUGUAGGGCCUGGUCCCUGCUGGACACAAGGAAUGUGAGCCCUGCCUGUGCGCACAGUAUUCACCCACCUAUUUAUAACAUAUUUAAUACCAGGUCCUCCUGAUGUCCCAGCCAGGACUGGGUCAGUCUUCCUGGGGGAGAGGCCUGAAGCCUCAGGGAGCCCCUCUGUCCCCACUCCUAUCAUUUGAACCCCCCUCACCUUAGGGUUUGGAUGUGCCUCGCAGGGGCUGGAUUUCUGCUGACCUGCUACUUACUGAGUCCCAGGCAAGGCGGUGGAAUGAAGCCCUCCAUGCCCAUGCCCAUAGAGCGUCCCCUCCCCUGAGGCCUUGGCCUCUGCUGUAAGCUCCACUCCCUGUAACGGGAGCUAUUCAAGUUCUCAGAGAACCACUGUCCAUCUUUGCGUGCUUUUUAUGCUUCCUGGCUUGCCCACCUGUGGCCACCUGGGAGGUUCUGAGACUCGAGGGUCACCACCUGAGGGUGUUGCAGCAGGUGUGGGCUCCAAGUGACCCUGGAAGCUCCAUCCUUCUCAGGUUGCCUGAUGACCCCCCUGCAGCCCACCUGUCUGCUCCUGCAGUACAUAUUCCAGGAGUGACACCAAGACCCUCAGGGCUGGCUGGCAUUUAGGCUAUCACGGAGGUCUCUCAACUCUCCAUGUCUCUUCCUCCAGUUCAGAGGCUCUAGAAUGUGGGGGUAUGGUGGGGUCUGAGCAAGCUCACCCACAGAGGCCACCCUGCAAGGUCAGGGCAGGGCUGCUGGUCACCCACCUAGUGUCAGGUUGUGUUUGGGGUGGGGGAGGCCAGCGUGUUUGGUUAAAUGUCCUGUCCCUUCUCCCAUUUGUGGGCUCAGCUGCAAGUAACUAUUUCUCCACACAUCCACUUUGACCAGACUUCACAGCUUGUGUCCACAGACAUGCCUUAUUUGGUCCUCAAAGGGAUUAAAUUUUUAAAAUUAGUUAUAUUUUAACCAAAAUAAAAACUCAGAUUUCUGCUUUCCCUAGAAAAAUGUAAGGAUCUGGCAGUGUUUCCACAGGGUACAACUGGGUGCCUGGUUCCCCACUCUGCCACAGGCCCCUCCACUCCCUGCUCCCCUUGUCAGGCACCUGGGUUUGCCUUGAUUAGGCAUCAGCAAACUGUCUCUUAAUGGCCAGAUGGCCUCUGUGGCAACUACUCAAGUCUGCAGUUGUAGGGCAAAAGCCAAUGCAUAAAUGAACAGAUGUGUUCCAAUAAAACUUUAUUUACAAAAACAGGCAGUAGCCAGAUGUGGCCCACAGGCUGUAGUCUGCUGACUUUUCCCUCUUAAGACUAUCAUUUGUUCAUGAGGCCUUCCAGAAUAAGUCCUUGGUUGAUUACCCAGGAGAGGGCAAGGCCUUGGGGAGCUUAGAUGGGGUGGGGAGCUUUCAGAUCUCCUUCCCUUGGCAGCCUGACUUCUGAGAAGCAGCCCACAAGGGGUGCUGAGGCAAGAGAUGGUGGGGAGGGCAGGUGCCACCUGACACCAUUAUCCUAUCAUAGGCAAUACCAACUCCUAGACUCACUCCAUCACAGAGCAACUCUUAGUCUCUGGGCAUUAAAAUCACCUGGGGUAUUUGUUGAAAAAGUCCUGGACCUCUGACCCCAGACCUUCUGAAAGGAGAUUCUGUGAACUGGUUUUGAGAAGCCAUCCUGUGUGGGCAGGGGGUUGAUCACGUUAGUUCUCGGAGGCCUGCAUGCCCCAUGUUGGGUUAAGCAGAGGCUGUGAGAGACAGAAGGUAGGUAGCUG
This is a messenger RNA of Otolemur garnettii (small-eared galago), 3046 nucleotides long. It is a transcript of the gene TMEM120B, whose product is annotated as transmembrane protein 120B. Gene Ontology annotation, cellular component: nuclear inner membrane. The record is from RefSeq and is a predicted model, not a curated record. Lineage: Eukaryota; Metazoa; Chordata; Mammalia; Primates; Galagidae. Bases 147 to 1166 code for a protein of 339 amino acids. Gene Ontology annotation, biological process: fat cell differentiation. The transcript has 12 exons.